AGGAACAACGUCUGCUCCCAAAUUUUCUGCCAAAGCACCUUCUCGAGGAGCUCCACAGUCCGCCUGCUCAACCUAAGCAAAAUGGCAACGCCGGGGGCGAACUUCGAGGGGAAUCCUGCAGUGGCGCCGCAACCGCCUGGGACGGACAUGACGGGGAUAUGCUUCAGAGACCAGCUAUGGCUGAACACCUACCCUCUCGAUCGAAACUUGAUAUUCGAUUACUUCGCGUUGUCCCCUUUUUAUGAUUGGACUUGCAAUAACGAGAAGCUUCGAUUACAGUCCAUUCACCCCCUCGAUCUCUCCCAGCUCACGAAAAUGACGGGCAUAGAAUACAUGCUGAGUGAAGUGAUGGAACCCAAUCUCUUUGUUAUUCGUAAACAGAAAAGGGAUAGUCCUGAGAAAGUCACAGCAAUGCUGACUUAUUAUAUCUUGGAUGGAUCAAUAUACCAAGCACCGCAGCUUUGCAAUGUCUUUGCAGCUCGAAUUGGACGAGCUCUUUAUUAUAUAUCAAAGGCCUUUACUACCGCUGCUUCAAAGUUGGAAAAGAUUGGAUACGUUGAUGAAGGGGAGGGUGUGCCUUCUGAGUCAAAAGCUGGUAAAGACGUGAUUGACUUCAAGGAAGUUAAGCGAAUAGAUCAUAUCCUUGCCUCCUUACAGCGCAAGUUACCACCAGCCCCUCCACCACCACCAUUUCCAGAUGGCUAUGUUCUUCCAACAACAGAAGCAGAGAAAGGUGCUGAAACCCAGCAAGGAGUAGAGUCACAACCCUCUGUUGAUCCAAUCAUCGACCAAGGCCCUGCCAAGCGAAUGAAGUUUUGAAUUACAAAGCUUUUGUUUUUCUCAUUAGAAAGCAGAACUAUCCAUCCAAGGAACGGAAAUUUCUUUAGGAAAAUAGGCUGUUCAACUAAUUUCACACCUCCUCGUAACUAAUCUAAAAUUCUUACAUCUGAAAUGCUAAGUACAACGUAACGAUGUAGCAUGAGGAUACAUGUGUCGAUAUUCAAUCUUACUAUUUAUGCGUACAAUACGUUGUUAGCUA
Hevea brasiliensis (rubber tree) is the source of this 1039-nucleotide messenger RNA. Its product is annotated as mediator of RNA polymerase II transcription subunit 6. The transcript has 5 exons. Gene Ontology annotation, biological process: regulation of transcription by RNA polymerase II. Gene Ontology annotation, molecular function: transcription coactivator activity. Lineage: Eukaryota; Viridiplantae; Streptophyta; Magnoliopsida; Malpighiales; Euphorbiaceae. Gene Ontology annotation, cellular component: core mediator complex; mediator complex. The coding region runs from base 82 to 819 and encodes 245 amino acids. The record is from RefSeq and is a predicted model, not a curated record.